AUGUCAGCGGGUGGAUCUCUGAAGUUAUCAAUCAGCUUAAAUCGUGGAAUCUCGUCAACAACAGAAAACAGUCAGAUCAUUAGCGAUGAGAAAAUGGAUGAAGUCGAAGCUAGAGGCCGGGUGAAUAGCACCAACUCUGACGCCGCAAUAUCCGCGAUGGGUGAAAACUCUUCAGAGAAACCAACGGAGUUGCUUAAUGUGAAAAUUCCUACUGCAACGAAAGCCCAGAAAAGGAAGCAUAUCCAAACCAAUUUCGACGAUUCCUUGCUGCUUAGCCAGCCAGCUCUUGAUGCACAACGAAAGGAGAAAGAGCGGUUGGAACGGUUGGAGCGUCAGAAGCAGUCCCUGGGUGAAAACUGGUCAUACUUGAGCAGCAUUGGAGAUGACUCUGACCCUGGCCUCGAUUCAAAGAAAAACAUUCCUCCGCUAAGCAGGAACGCCCCUAAGGCUGAACCUGAGGUAAUCGAGCUUUCAAGUGGUGAUGAAGAUGAAAAGUACGAUGGACGAGAAAGCAGUUCUUUCAGACCUUACCGGGUUGUGCCACCUUUACCGUCCGGAAAGCGUUCAAGAUGGAUGUACUCGGAUAAAGACAGGGCUGAUCACGAAAAGAUGGAAAAGCAACACAAAAUGGAGAAGGAGCGGAUGAGGAGGCGCAGAAAUUCUCAUGAGUUGGAGAAGAUCGAGCUCACGCAGACUGGGCGACAUGGUCCCGAAGAUCCUGAUGUCCAUGUGUCUCCUUACCUUACACAUAUUCUUCAGCCACAUCAAUUAGGAGGAGUUCGGUUCUUAUAUGACAACAUCGUGGAAUCACUGAGUGAAUUCAAGUCAUCACCUGGAUUUGGAUGCAUUCUGGCUCACAGCAUGGGUCUAGGAAAAACUAUUCAGGUUAUAACCUUUAUUGAAGUAUUCUUACGCGUAACUGAGGCCAAGAAAGUUCUUGUUAUCGUUCCCAUUAAUACUAUACAAAACUGGUAUAACGAAUUCGAAAAAUGGAUACCAAGAUAUUCGGAAAAGGGGGAGCUUUGUCGUCAGUUUGAAGUGUUUCUUCUGGGUGAUUCUGUGAAGACAUUCGAUCAGCGUGUGAAUCUAAUUGAAGAGUGGUCGCGUAAAGGAGGCGUAUUACUGAUUGGUUAUGAAAUGUUUCGCCUACUCAUUCGGUCUACACAACCGAGGAAACCAGCGAAGCCGAAGAACAACUCCUUAUUUCCUCCUCAGCCCGAGCGACCAAUAAAACCUGACGAUUUCGAUCAGGGGUUCACAGCGGAUGGUCGAGUGAAAAAGGAAGCCAAUGACAGUAAGCUCGAUGUUCGUCGUAUAGAAUCAAAGUGUCAACAUAUAGUUGCUUUUAUAGUCAUACGUGGUGCCCUCAUUGACCCAGGAGCUGAUCUAGUUGUGUGUGAUGAAGGACACAAAAUCAAGAACCUCAAUACCGACAUCGCCUCUGCUUUAGGAGCUAUCAAGACGAGGCGGCGGAUCGUAUUGACAGGAUACCCACUGCAAAAUAAUCUCAUGGAGUAUUACUGUAUGGUGGACUUUGUAAGACCGGAUUUUUUGGGUUCGAGGAAGACGUUCUCGAUACAGUUCGAGAAGCCAAUUAAGAACGGCCAAUGCAUCGACUCGACAGCAAGAGACAUUAAGAUUGCCCGUCAACGAAUUCACGUUCUCAACAGCAUGUUGAAAGACGAACUCACCACCUGCUCAAGGCUAUUCUGCCCAGAAAGUAAAGAGUUUGUGCUCCUCCUCCGAAAGAGUCCUCUGCAACACGCGUUGUACAGAAAUUUUGUUAUGUACGCAAAUUCGGAAAUCAGCUCUGGAAAUACUUCUGUUUUUAAUCCUCUUAAGGCUUUCGCUGCUUGUUCAAAGAUAUGGAAUCACCCCGAUAUUCUUGCAAAAACACUUGAAAGGAAGCGUGAAGAGCGGAGGAGGACAGCACAACAAAAGGAGGCAAACGAUCAAGCUAGCGAUAGAAUUCCGUCGUAUUCCGAGCGAGACCAAGCUCAUAACAUGACAAGUGCAUCAUCGUGGCAGUCACAUGAAGGACCUGGGUAUCCUUGCUCGGCAAGCUAUGGUCAAGACAUGACGUCAGGACACUCGACAAAUGCGUGUUCUUCAAUCCCUGGCCCCAGCUACAGCACUGCACCGAACAAUACUUGGAAUUCAACGUAUUCUUCCAACUCGGGUCAAACAGGUCCUUCAGCUGGUCCUUCCAUUCUUGAACAAACGCUCAAAUCGAACUUAUCAGAGCCUUCAAGAGUCACUCAUAGUGAUUUAUGGAGUGGAGUUUUUGCUACUGGACCACCAUCAUCGCUGGGAACUAGCGCGUUUGUGGACACAAAACGAGCAGAUGAAUCACCUCGCUCUUCGUCAAAACUGAGGCGCACCACUCGUUUGAAACCGAAAACUAUUCAAGGGGUGAUGGAGGAGGAGUUCGACAUAACGGAAAACGAUCAAGGGCUACAGUAUGAUUGG
This is a messenger RNA of Ostertagia ostertagi, 2469 nucleotides long. The record is from the annotation of a GenBank genome assembly. Lineage: Eukaryota; Metazoa; Nematoda; Chromadorea; Rhabditida; Trichostrongylidae.